AUGGUGGAGCCAAAGACAGAACUUCAGAGAAAUGCUCUCGCGCUUGCCCGCAAGCAAGAACUGGAAAUCAACCAGCGAGCCUAUGAUAUGGAAUGGCUCAACAACCGCAUGGAAGACGGUCGUAUGGGUCGACUUCUUGCGCUCAUACAACGAGAGGCCGAUUUGGAAAAGGAUUUUCAAGAGAGAACUGACCAUGCAGCACUAGUAGAGGCUCGUGCUAAAAAAGAAGCAGCGCUCGCUUCAGAGAUAAGUGAAGUAAGGCGUGAAGAACAUUGCAAAUACCAAAGAAGACAUUAUCUGAGGGAAAGAGACCCUGGACUAAGAGAAUUGCAGAAAAAGCUAACUGCUGGGUACACCUGUAGAGAUAUCCAGCAACAGAUCUUACAUAAUCAGUAUAAAAAGUUACAGGAAAAAGCAGAUGAAAAAUGUGCAAAUGAUUUGCUUCGAGCAGCUCUAUUCAGUGACCAGGAACAACUCAAAAUAAAUGAACAAAAAAAGAUGGAGGACAAUUUUAAAUAUCGACAAGAGUUGCAACAGCAAUUGGUGAACAGACAAAGGCAACGUCAGUGUCAAUAUGAGGAAAGCCUGAUUGAGAAGAAAAUGCUUGAUGAUAUUUUAAGAACUAUUGCCUAUGAGGAUAAAAGGGAGUUAGAACAAAAGCGUGUGUUGGUAGAACGAACUUGUAAGGAGAUGUUGACAUUCCAGCAAGCUCGGCAAGCAUGGCGUGACAAGCAAAAACGUCUUGUUAUUGCAGAAGAAAAGGAGAUUGAGAAACAGGCCCAGGAACAGUCUGAUCGCAGUGCUUCUAUAAUAGCAGAGCGGUUACGGAAGUUGCGCGAAAGAGAAGAGUCCAAUGCAAGGAUGGCAGCUAAAAUUCUGGCUGAAGAGGAUAAACGACAAGAACGAAUAGACAUAAUCACACAGCUUCAAGAACAAGAAUUUAUUGAGCAAAAUGUCCAAAAUGACAUUGCCAAGAAGGAAAAACAGGAACAAGUCAAGAAAGAGGUGUUGGAUGCUUUGGAUGCACAACUCCAAUUUAAAAAGGAUGCUGCAGAACAACAGAGACGAUGGGAGAUUGAGUUUAGGAAGGAGACGGAAAGGAAAAUAAAAGAGGAUGAAGAAAAAGAGCGUAUUAAAAAAGAAGAAGCUCAUCGCAAGAAAAUCCAAUACGCUAAAGAACUUCGCGAGCUGGCAGAAAUUGGUGCUCGCAAGAAACAAAUCUUGAAACAAGAAGAGGAAGAACGCGCUAAAGCUGUCUGGGAAUAUAAUAAGGCUUGGGACGCAGAGUUAGAACAAGAACGUAGGAAGAUAAUUCGUGAACACAUCCCGCAUAUACUUGGUUAUCUUCAACCUGGAGUGCUCAAGAAGGAAGACUUGCCCGCGGUGAGAGAGGGCGCUAAUAAACACGAGCAACUUGCCAAACUUGAUAUAGAAAAGAUGGCGGUAACGAGUCGUCCAAAACAGUUUUCCAAAUGCAAUGCGCAGUGUAGAAUCUUGAGAGAGUUUUGAGUUAGUUUUGGUGGUUGAAUUUUGUGAUGUGCUCACAUUAUUACUCACAACAUAGCAUGUUUUUCGUGAAAAUAUACGUAAAAUAUUAAGUGAUGAAAAUGUCGCAGUAAGCUAGCUAUACAACACUUUAUUUUUGUUUUAUUGUAAUUGUACACCGAGUCAAAUGAUGUAUAAAAACCCAAUAUUAAUGUUCAUAAAUUAAAAUGUAGAUGGCACGUACUUUUAAUUUGAAAUAUCGACAUUUGGUAUAAUGACUUCAGACUCGUUGUACUAUUGCUUUUUUGCAACUUAGUAUUGUUGUAACUCAGGUGAAGUUAACUUCAGUAUCAUUAACACUCAUGAAUUUUUGUUAUGUACUGGCUAUAUUGCAAUUUGUUCUGGUAAAAAAAAUACUGAUGUUGCUCAAAAUAAGACUGAUAAGAGUGUACUAGGUAUCUAUUUAGUAAUUCUUUUAUUUACAAAAACCAUGUAGGUUCUCGAAUCAAUUCUUCAAAUUUUGUCGACUUGUGCUGUUUAUUAGGUACAUCAUUCGUUUAUUAUUUUAAAACAUUGAUUGCGAUUGUA
Molecule: messenger RNA, 2073 nt
Organism: Hyposmocoma kahamanoa
Lineage: Eukaryota; Metazoa; Arthropoda; Insecta; Lepidoptera; Cosmopterigidae
Product: meiosis-specific nuclear structural protein 1-like
Exons: 9
Coding region: 1-1509 (502 amino acids)
Biological process (GO): cilium organization
Cellular component (GO): motile cilium
Source: RefSeq, a predicted model, not a curated record